GCGGGAACAGGGGAUGGGGGAGGGCGCGCUGUGCGCUGAUUGGCUGUGCCCACCGUCCGUCAGUUUCCCGUUGGCCCCGCCCGGUGCCUCUCGCCCGGCUCGUUCCAAUGUCUCAGUAAGCGGCGGAGAGCAGAUCGGGGAACCGGCCGGGAUCAUCGGAGCAGCUCCGCUCCGGGAUGUGAGUGUGGCCCGAGCGAUGGGGGAGGGCCCCUAGAUCCUCUCACCGCCCGCACUGCGCCGCGACAUCCCCGCCCCCACCAUGUCGGCGAAGGAGAACCCGUGUAAGAAGUUCCAGGCCAAUAUCUUCAACAAGAGCAAAUGUCAGAACUGCUUCAAGCCCCGGGAGUCCCAUCUCCUGUCCGACGAGGACCUCAACCAGGCCAAGCCCAUUUACGGGGGAUGGUUAUUGCUGGCACCAGAGGGCACGGACUUUGACAACCCCAUGCACCGAUCCCGGAAGUGGCAGCGGAGGUUUUUCAUCCUCUACGAGCACGGCCUGCUGCGCUACGCCCUGGACGAAAUGCCCACCACCCUUCCACAGGGGACUAUAAACAUGAACCAGUGCACAGACGUCAUCGAUGGGGAAAGUCGCACUGGCCAGAAGUUCUCCCUCUGCAUCCUGACCCCAGAAGAACAUUUCAUCAGAGCAGAGAACAAGGAGAUAAUUAAUGGGUGGCUGGAGAUGUUGAUCGUGUACCCCAAGACCAACAAGCAGAAUCAGAAAAAGAAGAGGAAAGUGGAACCCCCCACGCCGCAGGAACCUGGACCAGCCAAAAUGGCAGCAACCAGCACCGGUAUCCCCAAUGCAGAAAAGGUUCCAGCCACCAAAUCCACUCUCUGGCAGGAGGAGGCUAAGGUCAAAGACGGGCAGAGUAGCAGUAGCAGCGGCAGCAGUCCUAACCAGAGCCCGGUUCAAAUGCCCUCCUCCCCGCGUGAGCCCAUGCCGGACAGCAAAGUCGAUAGUACCAUGGUGAAUGGAGAUCGCGUUGACGGCGGGCGCAAGACUCGAGUGGAAAGCGGCUAUUUCUCAUUAGAGAAGACUAAAGACUUAAAGACAGAGGAGCAGCCCCCACAAGCCCCACCCUCGCCUUCCAUCCCUGACGCACCCAGCAGCCCCUCCCACAUUCUGUGUCUCAGGCGCUCGCUGGUCAUCGAGAAGUUUGAAGCUCUGGAUAUUGAGAAGGCGGAACACAUGGAGACUAGCUCUUCGGCAGCUCCCAGCAGUGAGGCCCGGCAGGGCCGCAGCGAGAAGCGCACCUAUCCUAGGAAACGGGAUGAGGCGGGGAUGGCCUCUAUUCCAGAUGUAUCCGUCUCCCCUAUGUCACAAUACCGAAGGGCGAAAUCCCUGGAUCGCCGAUCCACAGAGUCUUCAAUGACGCCCGACCUUUUGAAUUUCAAGAAAGGCUGGUUGACCAAACAGUACCAGGAUGGGCAGUGGAAGAAGCAUUGGUUUGUGCUGACAGACCAGAAUUUGAGAUAUUACCGAGACUCUGUGGCAGAAGAGGCCGCAGACCUUGAUGGGGAAAUCGAUCUUUCCACCUGCUAUGACGUCACAGAGUUUCCAGUCCAGAGAAAUUAUGGAUUCCAGAUCCAUACAAAAGAAGGGGAGUUUACCCUGUCAGCAAUGACCUCUGGGAUUCGGAGGAACUGGAUACAGACCAUUAUGAAACACGUACGACCCAACACAGCCCCUGACGUCACGAGCUCUCUACCUGAGGAGAAGAGCAAAACUCCGUCCUCAUUCGUCUCCAGCUCCAUGCCAAGCGAAAAACAGGACUCUGAGCACUCCGAUGCGGACGGGGAGCAGAAGAGGAGCCGGGCCCGGGAGCGCCGGAGAGAAGGGCGUUCAAAAACCUUUGACUGGGCCGAGUUCCGCCCCAUUCAGCAAGCACUGGUACAGGAAAGGGCACAGGCAGCUGAGGCCAUGAAGACCAUAUCUUACGAUGCCACCGACUCCAAGUCUGAUCUAGGGGAGCUGGAAAGAGAACGGGCUCGCAGGAGAGAAGAACGCAGGAAACGGUUUGAAAACUCGGACUCUUUGGAGGAGUCUGCAGGAGAUGAAGCAUCCCGCAUGGAGGUGGACAAGGGACCGGCGUCAUCUAAUUCCAUUGACACCAGGCCAAAUGUUCAAGUGGAGAUUGAGCAGCGCUGGCAACAAGUGGAAACUACCCCUCUGAGGGAGGAGAGACAGAUACCCAUUUCUCCCUUGCCUUUGUCGAGUACCUCUCCCAAACACCCAGCAGAGGACAUAACUUCCCUCUUGGAGAAGCAGCUUGAGCAGAGCCAGAAGGAAGUGUCUGACCUCUUGGCCGAAAACCUGGCGCUGCAGCAACGGCUGAAAGAAGCUUUGAAUCAGCAACACAGUGCCAGGGACGGAUACGUGUUACAGACUGAAUUGGCAGAUCCCUCUUCGGAUGUUGGGCAAAGACUCCAUAAAGUCAAUGAGUCCCUUCAAAGUGAACUGGAGAUCCAGAGCAAACAUCAGGAAAUGCUAAAUCAACAAAUACAGAGCCUCAAAUACAGUUACGGAGAAGCCAAGGACUCCAUCAGACAUCAUGAAGCAGAGAUACUAAGCCUGCAGGCCCGUCUGAGCAGUGCAUCCACUGAGCUCUCCAUUAAAGAGCAGGCUCUGACCAAACUAAGGGGAGAUUUGGAGCAGGAAAAGGAGAGGGCCAAAGAAAUGUUGGACGAGUGGAGUACCAGUGAAGUAGCUCUAGGUUCCCAGCUUAAGGUCAGCCAGCAAAAGCUGAAGGAAGUAGAGUCUUUGCUUUUGGAGAAGAGGCAGGAAAUUCGAGAGCUUGAAAUAGAACAAGCUCUGCAGAAGGACUAUCAAAAGGAGAAAGAGAGGCUGCAUGACAAGCUUGUGAGCCUGCAAGCUCAGUUGGAUGCCAGCGAGCAAGCUCGUGCAUUAACAGAGGAGAGGGUUCAAAUAAAUUACUCAGAGCUGGUUGGAAGCUAUGAAAAGGAGAAGCAGCUCUUAAUCCUUAGCCUGAAGGAAACUGAAGACAGACUUCAAAAGUAUGAAGAUAAGUUACAAGAAAAGGACCAACUGAUGGAGGUUUUGCAGAAAGAGAAGUUGAAUGCCAAUGCUGAGGCCAGCAUUUUAGUUUAUCACCUGCAGGAGCAGCUGACAGGGAGGGACUCUAAGAUUCAUGAGCUGGAAGGAUACAUCAAAGAGCUGGAGAAGGAGCGGGACCAGCUUAAAUUAACAUGUCAAGAAAUGGCCCAUCAAAUGGCUAUUUCAGACUCUGACAUCUCCAAUUUACAAAACCAGCUUGAGGUGCGAGAGAUGGAGUAUAGCCAGUUGAGAAGCUCAUUAGAGAAAUCAACAGAGGAGCUUCUGGAGGUCCAGGAGUCUCUGAGAGCAAAAGAUGAGGAAUUGAAGAGGGUCUGUGAGACUCAUAGGAGAGUUAUGGAAAAGAAAGACCAAGAUAUUAAUGAAGCAAUUAUUAAGAUGUCGGCUCUGGGGAGCAGUUUGGAAGAGACUGAGAUGAAGCUAAAAGCUAAGGAAGAAGCCUUAAAAAGCAUGUUCAGCUUAGGUUCUGAAUCCCAAACAAAAAAAAUUGAAACUGUUUAUAGUCAAUUAGAAACUGCAAAAUGUAGAAUUGCAAAGUUGGAGCAGGGUCAUCAGGUUGAGUGUGGGGAUGUGUUUGGUGAAGUUUUGGAAGUUGGGCAUGGUGAGCUGCAAUCUGCAUUAAACACUGGAGACAUAUGCACUUGUUCAGCCACUGUAGAAAAAGAACAGGACACAGGAGCUAAAAGACAAAGGAUACGAUUUUCCAGCAUUCAGUGUCAGAAAUACACUCACAGUGAUGAUACAGAGAAGACCUGGACAACCAGCGUUUCCUUUGACACAAGUCACGAGCAGUCAGUUUCUGAAGAAAGUAUGUCAGCUGAGGUUAUUACGCCCUACCAGAUUUCUGGGGCUAUUGACAUGGAAAACUGUGUAUCCAUUAUACAUUCUUUGGAGACCAAGCUAUAUGUAACAGAGGAGAAGCUGAAAGAUAUAUUGCUAAAGCUGGAAAAUGAGAAAAGCAGCCAUCAGGAGAGUGUGAUGGAUCUUCACAACCGGUGGGCAACGACAGAGGCCAGUCUCAGAGAGCAGCUCCUGGCUGCUAUAACUCAAGCCAGUUCUAUGGCUCAGCAGAUAGAAGAGGUGGAGAAAGAGAAGCUGGAGCUGUUACGGUGCCACCCAGAAACUGCUAAAAAAGAAACUUUUUGCUGCUUAAAGGCAUGUAGUGAUAUGCUAAAAGAAUUACAUAAUAUAGAUGACAUACAGCUCAACUCGAACACCUUGUCCAGUAUCAAGACUGCUUUAGAAAACACAAUUCAUUAUUUGCAACAGAUUCUGCUAGAGUGUGCGCAAUCAGAUGUCCAGGGUUCAGAUAUCGACUGCUCUGGCGAUGAGGUUUCCCCUGUGGAAAGUUUGAUGCGGGUUCACCAAGAGCCACUCCAAGGGCUUGCAGAAAAAAUACACUUCCAAGCAAACUUAAUGUACCGAAUGGCAGAGCGCUUAAAACACACAGUUCCUGAGGCUGGUCUGAGUGUGCAGGAGGCUGAUUUCUAUACUGAAGGAUCUACCGAUGACUUUCUGGUAGAUAUGUUUACGAGAAAAGUCAAGCUAGAGAGAGACUUUUGGGACAGGGUUGCUCAACUUGGAAACACUAUUGGUUGGGGUAAAGGGGAGGUGGCUCCUGAGGAGUCCGAAUUAAGCCUUCAUUCCCAUUCAGAGCUUCUUCAAACCUUAGCAGUUACUACCAUACUCAAAGCUGAGCUUGACUUGGUUAUUCAAAAGGCAAAGACUUACUGUCAGCGCAUAAGGACUCUUGAAGAUGAACUUAAGGUAGCAAAACUUGGCCUAGAUGAAAUGUGUAUAGGGAUUCAAGAAACAUCUGGAUCUCAGGAGUUAAGACCCCACUAUGACAUUGCCUCAGAACAGACCACUUCUAUGACUACUAACCUCUCAUUCCUGGAAAAACUUUCUGUGCAUUUAAGGGAAAAUGCAGAUGAGCUUAAGAGAAUUUCUUCUGCCUUAAAGUCCAUGCCACAUGCAGAUUUUGGAGAAGCUGUUCAUGGCCUCCUGCAGACUAGUCAACAGCUUUUUAGUUGUGUUCAGUCUUGUAACUUCCCACCAUUACUUGUACAGGACGCAGUUAUGCAGGCUCAGCUGUGCUAUGUUACCUCUAAAGCACGGCUCGAAUCUGAGCGAGAGGAACAAAGGAGCAGGGACGCUCUGUGCCUGACUCACUCCAAGGCUCUGGCCAAGGUGCAUCAAGAAUACCAGGAAUCAUUACAGAAAAAACAGAGCGAGAUUGCAGAGGUUUUGGAAAGGGAGAGGGCAGCAGCCGAGGCUGUAACUACCCAAUCAGAAGAUGCCAAAAGGUUUCUUAGGGAAUCGGAGGCAAAGUUCAAAGAGACAAUGUCCCAGCUUGACAGCAGUUAUAAGCAGGAGAUCCAGAACCUGAUGGAGAGGUGGGUAGAGAGGGAGAAUGUUUUGAAAGCCCAGGUAGAGGUGGUAACUAAACUCCAUGCCUCGGAAAAGGCGAUGGAAAAAAAAGAGAAGGUUCACAAAGAACAAAUCCAACAUUUAGAAGCACAGUUCCAAGACCAGAUACAAGAAAUUCGGAAAACCCACAGGAAUGAAAUCCGGGAGUUGGAGGAUCGAUAUACACAGAGCAUACAACAACUUCAGGACACGCUUGACAGCUACCAGAGAGAACACGCAUACACACCAUCACCGGUGAACUCUGCAGCACACGCUAUAGCAGAGCAAGGCUUGGCUGGCGAGACUGACGCCAUGAAUGUCCUGAGAGGUCGGAUUCUGGAAUUGGAGACACAGAUGGACAUGAUGAGAGAAGAGCUUGAGCAGAAACAGCCUCAAGACAACAUGUCCUCCAUAAAGGAGAAAUACCAGGCCGACUUUGAGAACCUGAAGGCGACCUGUGAGCGCGGGUUUGCUGCUAUGGAAGAUACCCAUCAAAAGAAAAUUGAAGAUCUUCAAAGACAGCAUCAUAGAGAGCUGGAGAAACUGAGAGAGGAGAAGGACCGCCUGCUGGAAGAGGAGACUGCAGCCACCAUCUCAGCCAUUGAAGCAAUGAAGAAUGCACACCGUGAGGAGCUGGAGAGAGAGCUGGAGAAAUCCCAGCGCUCGCAAAUCAGUAGCGUCAACGCGGAUGUGGAGUCUUUGCGGAGGCAGUAUCUGGAGGAGCUGCAGUCUAUACAAAGGGAGCUGGAGGUCCUCUCCGAGCAGUAUUCUCAGAAGUGUCUGGAGAAUGCCCACCUUGCUCAAGCUCUAGAGGCAGAGCGCCAAGCUUUGCGCCAGUGUCAGCGAGAGAACCAGGAGCUUAAUGCACACAACCAGGAGUUAAAUAAUCGCCUGGCCACCGAGAUAACGCGGCUACGAACUCUGGUAACAGGAGAUGGAGGAGAUGUGUCUCCACUCACCCAUGGGAAGGACUCGUAUGAAUUAGAGGUACUUCUACGUGUAAAAGAGUCUGAGAUCCAGUAUCAGAAGCAAGAGAUCAGCUCCCUGAAGGAUGAGUUGCAGACGGCGCUGAGGGAAAAGAAAUACGCCAGCGAUAAAUACAAAGAUAUUUACACCGAGCUGAGCAACGUGAAGGCCAAGGCAGAGUGUGAUAUCACCCGGCUAAAGGAGCAGCUGAAAGCAGCCACCGAGAUUUUGGGGGACAAAUCCCCAGAGAAUGCGUCCGUCUCCGGAUACGAUAUCAUGAAAUCCAAGAGUAACCCGGAUUUCCUAAAGAAUGACAGGUCCAGCAUCAACAGACAGCUACGGAACAUCAGGUCGAAGUUGGUCACCCCGUAUAGAUCAUAAAGGUCUGCCUGUUAAGCCUGAAGGAGGGGCUGACAGUCCAGGAGCGCCUCAAAAUCUUUGAAUCCCAGGACUAUAAGAAACACUAACGUCUCACAAUUUCUGCUGUGUGUCCCUAGAACGUGGAGCAGAGGUGCACCGCCGCCCCGACCCCUUCGGCAUCAGGGGACUCUGACCUGCAGCUCUCUGCAUGUCAUGUGGCAGACCAUUCAGGUGUUGAAAUGGUUCAUUCCUGUGGAUACCUUUCCAGCUCAUUCUCUCUCCCUCCCCCCUCACUCGAGGAAAGGGCACAUUUACUCGCCUCCUCCAUCUUGUCAGAGCUUUAACUCUCAUUCACAAUUGUCAGUAUUAAGGCACCGCUGCCGACCAAUAAGCUAUCAGGUGUGGAAAUGUUGGACCCUAGGCCGUAUGCUGACUCCAGUGCGUGGUGGACAGGUCAGCACGGCGCUGUCUACAGGCCACCGGAGAAGAAAUGAACCACAGACAAGCGAAUGUGACAGGACUGCCUGCGUGGGUAGUAAAUACCACAAGUGAUGGGCGUUUAGGAGUCCCUCGA
This is a messenger RNA of Pseudophryne corroboree (corroboree frog), 7385 nucleotides long. It is a transcript of the gene MPRIP, whose product is annotated as myosin phosphatase Rho interacting protein. The record is from RefSeq and is a predicted model, not a curated record. The coding region runs from base 260 to 6832 and encodes 2190 amino acids. Gene Ontology annotation, cellular component: actin cytoskeleton. Gene Ontology annotation, molecular function: actin filament binding. The transcript has 25 exons. NCBI's taxonomy places the organism in Eukaryota, Metazoa, Chordata, Amphibia, Anura, Myobatrachidae.